Molecule: messenger RNA, 9064 nt
Organism: Fusarium verticillioides 7600
Lineage: Eukaryota; Fungi; Ascomycota; Sordariomycetes; Hypocreales; Nectriaceae
Product: adenylate cyclase
Exons: 4
Coding region: 1972-8400 (2142 amino acids)
Biological process (GO): cAMP biosynthetic process; intracellular signal transduction
Molecular function (GO): adenylate cyclase activity; protein binding; magnesium ion binding
Source: RefSeq, a predicted model, not a curated record
ACUGAACGUGUCAUGGACAAACCGGAGACACAGCAUCUGCCAUUCGCCUGCAAAUAUGCAACGGGAAGGCAGAUUAAUUAAAACGGCAAACCAUCUAUCUUCCCGGCAAAAGAGAAUUCAUUUAGGUACCUAGGAAAAGUAACGUUUAUCUAGGUAGACCUUGUCCUGCUUGUACAUAUGAACAACAACAAUAUUGUCGAUUGUGGCAUUUGCUCCACCACAAACAAGGGACUCAGGUACACCUGAAUCUUUGAAUCGGGCGUACCCAGUGAGUAAGGUCCCGUCGUUACCUUAGGUAGCUUAGGUGCCUUCCACAGGACAGGGACAGUGACUACCUGAGUAGUUUAGUGGACACUGCCCCUGGAACCCAAGACACCUCAGAGACAGACGGCGUUGCUCUGCUCAAACUACCUAUCCAUGGGUAACGCGCUAAGAACCAGCCUCUCUUCCAUCGUCUUUCAUCCCGCCCAGACACAGAGGGCAGACCCCGGUCGAUCUCACCCGACUCUGCCCCGGGCGGACGAAGCUGGAGCGCCAACGACCAAAGCAGCCAGCAUUGCGGAAAGUUAGAAGGCUCCCAUGGAUAUGGAUGGAUCUUUGGCGACAACGGGCUGGCUGAAUGUCCUUGAACCACACCUACAGACACACACCAGCAACAGCAACAUGGAGGUUAUACUACGGUAGACAGACCCAUUCAUGCAUCUCUCCAUGACAAGGUAGUUACUUACACUGUAUUGCACUUUGGCCUUACCUACAUCCCACUCACUCACUCAUUCAUUCACCGGGCACGCUGUCUGUGACCUUGCCUGGACCUGAUUGCCCUCACCCUUCAGCGUCUCUCUUGUCUUCUCAUCCUUCUGACCCGGGCAUCGCCAGGAACAGGGAGCUCCAACUCAGCCUCAUACGCCUACCUCUUGUUUCCAGACAUGACGUGAACUCACCUACCACAUAUUCGGUCUACUCCGUACCUUUACCUUCCUUUCCCUUAACCUUACAUUGCAUUGCCUUGCCUUGCCUAUUACCUUCCUAGGAUAUCUCAUCUCAUCUCGAUCUCUAAAAUAAAACGACAUACCUCACCUUUCCGCGUAUGUCUCUAGCUACGUAUUGAGGAUCUACCAAUCUCACCCACCUUAGUAGCUUUGGAAGUCCGUUCAUCCCCCGCCGCUCACAGUCACGAUUUGCAACCCCGAACCCGAACUCGUCUCUUGAGUCUUACCCAUUCUACAUACUGACUGGGCCCCUACCUGUGAACAAAUCUGAACCAAAUUGACGGGGUCUCAAGAGUCUGUUCUCUCGCUAACAAAGUUAUCCACCGUGCCUGCUUAUGCUUAGCUGCUCCGUGCCUGUCUGUCCUGUCCUCAUCCGGACCCUGCCCUACCCAUAUUAUUCCCUAUGGCCUAGGGUCCUACCAUCAACGCCAUCCACGCCCCGGCGACAAUGACCAGGAAUGAGCCCUUCAAUCGCAUCGGCUCGAUCACGAGCUCUAGCAGAAGCAAAAUCAGAGGUAGCAGCAACAGCAGAAGCAGAAGCGGAAGCAGAAGAAACAAAAGCAACAAUGAUGACAGUCCGAGCACCGCAAGCGCCGAAAGUAGUACAUACUCUGCGGUCACCGUGAGGUCCUCGUCACCAUCUCAAUCGCAAUCGCAAUCGCCCUCACCCUCGACUGCCUCCACUACUCCCGCUCCCGCUUCCGCUUCUACUAUCUCCACUCCCAUUCCCACUCACUCGCCUACUCCCAAUCCGGCACCUAUCGUUGAUGCUCUAACACCAACUCCAUCAUCCUCCGCCGCUGCUCCCGUUGUGACAGCUUCCCCUGCUGUUGCUGCUGCUACCACCUCUAAUACCUCGACAUUCUCCUCGACGCCUCGCCAGCUACCAACCCCUACUCUUUCUGCUCGCCCAAGCGCUGAUGGCAAUGCUUCAUUGAGCAACCCGUGGUGAGUUUAUAGUUGUGAUUAUGGUUCCGAUAAUAUGCCGUCUCCCGUCUCCCGAUCCCCUGCUGCCAUCUCCCGCCCUGUCGCCGUUCAUCUCGCCUCCCGCCAUCCAGCUAAACGCUUUCCCGCAUCUCACAGGUCCUCUUCCAAGGAUGAGCCUCAACUCUCACCUACUGCUACAAACUUCGCCCCUCGCGCCGGCGCCAAUGCUCAUCCCAAAGACCGUCGCAUGAGCGACCUCACCAACUAUCGACGUGAGCUCGCCGUUCUCGAAACCUCCCGAGUCCCUCAGAUCCACCAGAUUCCGCCCACCGGCGGCGCGAGCCCUCAAAUAGCACCGUGGAUGAACCAGCCCGGUUCCCUUUCAACCUCUUCCAACAUGCCGACCACUUUCUUCAACGAUUCGAGCGACAACCUCUCCCUCGCCUCCCAGCUUUCUCCGGGUCAUCAGAUCAGUAACCGCCAACCACAUCAGCACCAGUAUGCUUCCCAUCCCUCGCAACACGAUGCCCCCGAGGCUUCAUAUUUUGAUGGCAGGCGCCCAUCCGCUGCCAGUAUCCUCACGGCGAGCAGUCAGGGCAGCAAAACCAGUAUAACCAGAGGUGGUUUUCGCAAACUUCAGGGCUUCUUUGGCGAGGAAUUCCCUGGGCGCGAUAGCUCAGAUGGCAGCCUACCCACUUCGCUCGCGGGCAAGGACCAGCGUGGACGCUCUUAUAGCCACAGCCGCCCCACACAUAGAGAUCGCAACUAUUCCAAUGCCACGGAUCACACUCGCGAUGCAUCACCAUCAUCUUCCAGACCGAGAACUCCAGUUCCUGCACCAGAGGUGGUGCCUUUUCUAUACCAGGACAACAGUGACAUCGCUCGAUAUGGCGAAGCUCCCGUCCGAGACAUCAUGACCGGACCCGAUCGAGAGCGAUAUGUGGGUGACGGUUCCUCGCAAAUUCCCCCAAAGACAUCGUCAUCCUCGAGGUCGGGUCAUUCUAUAGUUCAUUUACCCGGGCAUCACCGACACCAUAAGAGUAAUGAUGAUCCUCGGACACUGCGGCCGACAAUGAGUAGGGACGAUACAGCGAUUGGCACGCAGAUGUCGCGCGAUCGUGGGGGUAGUAGCGCCAUGUACUCAACCAAAUCUAGAGGCCAAAGCCCGACACCAAGUACUAGAAGUGCAGGAAUGACUUGGAGCACGAAAUCCUCCCAAGUUGAUGGUCAGACCUCACCCGGUCAUCAUCACGGCAAACGCGGAAUCUUUGGACGGCUUAGAAGGCAUCACAAAGACAAAGACGACAUGGCUAAACUUCGCGACUUACCUCAAUCAACAAGAUCUCUCCAGCCGAAGACCUCGAAGCCUGACUUGCACCGCCCAAGCGAUGUAUCGACGACUGCAUUACCGUUUUCCGGGACCUUUGGCCCUGGGGAGACGAGCGAUGUCCCUGAUAUGCGACCAAUUCCAGGUCAACGUGGUGCAACUUUCAACAAUAAGUUCCCUUUCGCCAAGAAGCAACGAACCCAUCGGCCUCAAGACUAUGUUGAUGAUGCAAUUGGCCCGACAGAUCGUAACGAUCCUAACAAAAUAUAUCAUCUCGAUACCAACCUGAACGAUAUGGAGGGUAUCCUAACGAAACCUCCUCCACUUACACCUAUGGAUACUAGCUUCGUUAACAAUGUCGAACCUGAGCGCCACGAUUCCAUUAUCUCCACAGCACCUAAAGGCCGUUGGGAUGCUCCUGACAGUUGGGCAGUCCGACGCAAUACUGAGGAUAACUCAUAUCAUGGCCCUGAACCAGAUGAGAUUGGUAGCCCCCCUCGCCCAGAAGAGAAGGCAUCCCCAUACUGCAUUCGAAUCUUUCGCUCAGAUGGUACAUUCUCCACACAUUCCAUGCCUCUGGACUCGAAUGUCACGGAUGUCAUCUCCCAAGUCAUUAAGAAGACUUAUGUGGUUGACGGUUUGGAGAACUAUCAUAUUAUCAUGAAGAAGCAUGAUCUUAUCAGGGUUUUGACACCCCCUGAGAGACCCUUACUCAUGCAGAAGCGGCUCCUGCAGCAAGUCGGUUAUGAGGAAAAAGAUAGAAUCGAAGACCUCGGCCGCGAAGACAACAGUUACCUCUGCAGGUUCAUGUUCUUGUCUGCCAGGGAGAGUGACUUCCAUGCCAAAACAACCGACAUGGGCCUGGCUCGGGCUCAGAAGCUCAAUUACGUGGACCUCUCUGGUCGCAACCUCGUUACAAUACCUAUAUCCCUAUACUCAAAGGCCAUGGAGAUUAUCUCUCUUAACCUCUCGCGCAACCUCUCGCUCGACGUCCCGCGAGACUUUAUACAGUCUUGUAAACAUCUUCGAGACAUCAAGUUUAACAACAACGAAGCUAGGAAACUACCGCCCAGUCUGAGUCGAGCAAACAGAUUGACCUUUCUGGAUGUUGCAAACAACCGGCUGGAGCAGUUGGAGCACGCUGAGCUCAACUCUCUUACAGGGAUGCUGAAGAUGAACUUGGCCAACAACCGGCUUAAACACUUGCCCUCUUACUUUGGAGCAUACCAGUCACUUCGCUCUCUUAAUAUUUCUUCUAACUUCCUCGACAAGUUCCCGACUUUCUUGUGCAAUCUACCAAGUUUGGUCGACCUGGAUCUGAGUUUCAAUGCCAUUGCAACGAUUCCUCACGAGAUUGGCGGCCUGAAGAACUUGGAGAAAUUGUUGAUAACUAACAAUAGGCUGACGCACGCUGUACCAGCGUCAUUUGGACAACUUGUCAGCCUACGCGAACUCGACAUUAAGUACAAUGGUAUCUCGAGCAUCGACAUUAUUUCGGAGCUCCCGAAGCUUGAGAUUCUUUCUGCUGAUCACAACUGCGUCUCUGCCUUUGUUGGACAGUUUGAGUCCCUUCGCCAACUCAAACUGAACUCGAACCCCCUCAACAAAUUCGAGAUUGUUGCCCCAGUUCCCACACUCAAGAUAUUGAACCUAUCGAACGCUCAGCUUGCCAGUAUUGACUCGUCGUUCGUCAACAUGGUCAACCUGGAGCACCUGAUCCUGGAUAAAAAUUACUUUGUUUCGUUGCCCCAAGAAAUCGGUACCUUGAGCAGACUCGAGCAUUUUAGUAUCGCGAACAAUUCCGUUGGAGAGCUACCAGCCCAGAUUGGUUGCUUGACUGAACUGAGAGUGCUCAAUGUCCGAGGAAACAAUAUCUCCAAGCUGCCCAUGGAGUUAUGGUGGGCAAACCGACUGGAGACCUUUAACGCCUCUUCAAAUGUUCUGGAGCACUUCCCCAAACCUGCUUCCAGGGCACCACGGAUACCGGGAGAGGAAUCGCAGCCUGCGCCCCCUCCUGUCAAUGGAAGAGCUGCACCACUCGGAACCCUGUCGGCCACAGCAAGCUCUGAAGAGCUGUCAGACGAUCGAAGACCCAGUCAAAAUUCGAGCACACUCCUCAGUGUCGGACCAUCUCCCCUUAACGCUGGUGACCGCAAGAGCUCUGUCGUGUCUGUCUAUGGGAAGGGUGGCCGUAAGACCUCAGUUGUGUCUAGAUCAGCAACUCCGUCGGCCCCUACACAAACAGUCAACACCAGAAAGGAUUCUGGGAUGUCAUCAAGGCUUAACAACACAUUUGCUGGAUCCCUUCGUAACCUUCACUUGGCCGACAACCGUCUGGAUGACGAUGUUUUUGAUCAGAUCACACUCCUUGGGGAGCUCCGAGUGCUCAACUUAUCAUACAACGACGAAAUCAGUGACAUGCCACAGAGAUCGAUCAAGAACUGGCCUCAACUAGUUGAGCUUUAUUUAUCCGGAAACGCUCUCACGACAUUGCCUGCCGAUGAUCUAGAAGAGUCCAGUUUACUACAGGCACUUUAUAUCAACGGCAACAGGUUCACCAACUUGCCAGCCGACAUCUCACGGGCCAAGAACCUUGCUGUUCUCGACUGUGGCAGUAACUACCUAAAAUACAACAUCUCCAACGUGCCCUAUGAUUGGAACUGGAACCUCAAUCCGAACCUCAGAUAUCUGAAUUUGUCUGGCAACAAGCGAUUGGAGAUUAAGCAGACGAACACAGGUCCUCUGGGGCCUGGCGCCGUAAAUCGUGAGGAGUACACGGACUUCAGCCGUCUGCUUAACUUGCGUAUCCUGGGCCUGAUGGAUGUCACUCUCACUCAGCCCAGUAUUCCUGAUCAGAGUGAAGACAGACGUGUCCGUACAUCUGGAUCACUCGCUGGCCACCUGCCUUAUGGUAUGGCCGAUACUCUUGGCAAGCACGAGCACUUGUCAACGGUCGAUCUCGUGGUACCAAGAUUCAACUCGUCAGAAACAGAGAUGCUCUUGGGCUUGUUUGAUGGACAAGCUUUGUCCAGCGGUGGAUCUAAGAUCGCUAAAUACUUGCAUGAAAACUUUGGUCACAUUUUCGCUGGUGAACUGAAGCAGUUGAAGACACGAUCGAACGAAACACCGGUUGAUGCACUACGACGCUCGUUCCUCCAGCUCAACAAGGAUUUGGUCACUAUUGCUAUCCAGCAGUCCGAGGAGAGGCCAUUGAAAACGCAUAGGGGCUCUGGCCAGCCUGUAAUACUUACCAAGGAAGACCUGAACUCAGGGGGUGUGGCAACUGUGGUUUAUCUUCAAAGUACGGAACUAUAUGUUGCAAAUGUCGGUGAUGCACAGGCAAUGGUAAUCCAGACAGAUGGUACUCAUAAGAUGCUGACCCGCAAGCAUGAUCCUGCCGAGCCCAAUGAGAGAUCGCGCAUUCGCGAAGCUGGUGGAUGGGUUUCUCGCAACGGCAGACUGAACGAUCUACUCCAAGUUUCACGCGCCUUCGGAUACGUUGACUUGAUGCCGGCCGUACAAGCAGCACCCUAUGUCAGCAACAUGACUAUCCGAGAGCAGGAUGAUAUUAUCCUGAUUGCGACUGGCGAGCUCUGGGAGUACUUGUCACCUGGUCUAGUGACGGAUAUUGCGAGAGCUGAGAGACAAGAUCUCAUGCGAGCGGCCCAGAAGCUUCGUGACCUGGCUAUCGCAUACGGCGCCUCGGGCAAAAUUAUGGUCAUGAUGAUUAGUGUGGCUGACCUAAAGCGACGCGUCGAGAGAUCCAGACUCCAUCGCGGUGCUAGUAUGUCGCUUUAUCCAUCUGGUAUUCCCGAUGACGCCCAGGUUCUCAAUACCAGGAGGGGCCGAAGGACCAAGGGCGAUGUUCUCGAUUCAUCCCUAAACCGACUUGAGGCAGAGAUCCCAGCGCCUACAGGUAACGUGUCGAUUGUCUUCACCGAUAUCAAGAACUCGACAACACUCUGGGAGAUGUACCCCAGCGCCAUGCGAUCAGCUAUCAAACUACACAACGAGGUUAUGCGUCGACAGCUGAGACGAAUUGGUGGCUACGAAGUCAAGACCGAAGGUGACGCUUUUAUGGUCUCCUUCCCAACAGCCACGUCCGCAUUGUUGUGGACGUUUGCUGUUCAGAUGCAGCUUCUCGAUGUGAACUGGCCAUCAGAAGUCCUGAACUCAGUGUCUUGCCAGCCUGUCUAUGACAAGGACAACAGUCUCAUCUUCAAAGGACUGUCGGUGCGGAUGGGUAUCCACUUUGGAGACUGCGUGAGUGAGACGGAUCCAGUUACACGACGUAUGGAUUAUUUCGGACCCAUGGUGAACAAGGCGGCUCGAAUCUCUGCGGUUGCAGACGGUGGGCAGAUCACGGUCUCGACCGACUUCAUCUCGGAGAUACAGCGGUGCCUAGAGAAUUAUCAAGAUACAGAUCGCGGGAACGCUUCUGGCUCCGAGGAUACCUUUGACGACGAGACAUAUGCUAGUGCCAUUCGAAAGGAUUUGAGAUCCCUGACCUCUCAAGGCUUUGAGGUUAAGGAGAUGGGCGAGAAGAAGUUGAAGGGUCUUGAAAACCCCGAGGUUGUGUACUCGCUAUACCCUCAUGCUUUGGCUGGACGUAUCGAAUUCCACCUGCAGCAUGAGAGGAAGGAAGAAGGAGGAGGCGGCGGCGAUAAGCCAGCCGUCCUUGCACCCGGGGCAGAGCUCAGUAUCGAUCCUGAUGCAAUUUGGACUCUCUGGAGAAUCAGUUUGCGACUUGAGAUGCUUUGCAGCUCUCUGGAAGGAAACGAGGCCCCAGGGCUACAACCACCAGAAACAGAACUGCUCGAGCGGAUUAAGCAGCGUGGAGGAGAGGUCACAGAUCGCUUCUUGUUGAACUUCUUGGAGCACCAAGUGAGCAGGAUAGAGACCUGUAUAUCGACAUUGGCGAUGCGCCACCUUGCUACUGGUGGUGGCCCUAUUAAGGAACUAGAAGAUCUCCAGGGUCCAAUGACUGCAAUCUUGGAUAUGUUCAUGGCACAGAGGCAGGAACUUGAACGAUACAGGAGGAAAUAUGGUGCGCUGCCAAGCCCCUCUAGUAGCGAGGACGAAGACGAAGACGACGAGGACGACGGCGACGACGAUCCCGACACAGAGGAAGGGAGCGACACAGAGCAAGAGUUGUGAUUGGGCUCAGACGAUUGGCUUAUUUGAACGUUACCCGAGCACUUAUAUAUGCUAUAAUUACCCACGCGACACGAAGUACACGACAAGGGGAGGGUAAACAGAACGCUUUUUGCUUGCACGAUUCAGGGAUAGCAGGAUGCGAUGGGACUUUUGGAUGGAAAACUUUGUCUUUUUGAGUAGGUGCUGGGGUUUGCUCUCUAUAUUCCAGACGCUUCGGUGCGAGGUGCUCAAGAUGUGUUUGCGAUUGGGUUGGGUUGGGUGUUGUCGGGCUGGGGUUGGAAAAGACACUGGGCUCGAAGAUGGCAGGGCACGGCAAGGCAAGGCAGUACAUGGCGUUGGGCUGUGGAGAAAGCAAGGAAAUAUUGAUACCUGGCUGCUUUGUCUACCAGGAGGCUCACAUACUACACCUUGUUGCACUCAGUGUAAAUUGGGAUGAUGGGUUUUUGUCUUUUCAGGGGUUAUGGGUGGCAUCGAGGAGUCCACGCAGGCACGUAUGCAUUGUUUAUACGAUAUGAUAGGGCAUUACGAAAAUCAGACGAUGUAGUAUCAAAUGGCGCAGUCUCACACUCGCACUGACUGUUGUUGAAUUGUGAUGGAAGCAGACAUUCACUAUAUUGUGUCGUCUUGACGAUCUGACUAACUGACACGCCUUAAGAUUCGGAUU